Aspergillus terreus NIH2624 is the source of this 1671-nucleotide messenger RNA. RefSeq lists its product as uncharacterized. The record is from RefSeq and is a predicted model, not a curated record. Gene Ontology annotation, molecular function: amino acid transmembrane transporter activity. Gene Ontology annotation, biological process: amino acid transmembrane transport. The transcript is spliced from 2 exons. Gene Ontology annotation, cellular component: membrane. Lineage: Eukaryota; Fungi; Ascomycota; Eurotiomycetes; Eurotiales; Aspergillaceae. Bases 1 to 1671 code for a protein of 556 amino acids.
AUGGUAGCUCCCGACGAAAAACAUGCCGGGGUGGAACGCUCGACCUCCCCGGAGGGUGACAGCAUCCAAGUCGGCGAGAACAUGGGAACCCUGCAUCGCCGGCUCAACAACCGUCAGAUCCAGCUCAUCGCGGCCGGUGGCUCGAUUGGAACCGCACUGUUCAUCAGUAUCGGCGGUGGUCUCGCCAAGGGUGGCCCGGGUAGUCUGUUUAUCGCGUAUACGGUCUAUAGCUGCGUUCUCGCAUUCGUGAACAACUCGAUCGCCGAGAUGAAUACGUAUAUGCCCGUUCCUGGAGGUUUUAUCCGUUUAGCAGGCUACUGGGUCGACGACGCCCUGGGCUUCCUCGCUGGCUGGAAUUUCUUCUUCUACGAGGCCUUCCUGAUCCCCUUUGAGAUUACCGCUCUCAGUAUGGUGCUGUCGUUCUGGAACGACCAAGUGACCAACCCCGGUCCGACAGCUGGUAUCUGUGCUGCGGUUAUUGUCUGCUACGCCGCUCUGAACAUUCUUGCCGUGAGAUUUUAUGGUGAAGCCGAAUUCUGGUUAUCCGGGGGAAAGCUCGUCCUCAUCUUCAUGCUGUUCGCCUUUACGUUUGUGACCAUGGUCGGCGGUAACCCCCAGGGCGAUGCGUAUGGAUUCCGAUACUGGCGAGACCCUGGAUCUUUUGCCGAAUUCCACACUACAGGCGAUCUAGGUCGGUUUGAAGGCUUCUGCGCGGCCCUGUGGAGCGCCUGUUUCACCGUCGUUGGUCCCGAAUAUAUCUCCAUGGUGGCCGCCGAAGCGAAACGCCCCAGCAUCUAUAUCAAGUCAGCCUUUAAGACCGUCUAUUACCGUUUCUGUAUUUUCUUUGUGGUCGGCGCUCUGGCGGUGGGAAUUGUGGUCGCCUAUAACGACAAGGCCCUGCGGAACAUCUACUUUGGUGACGGCGACAGCAGCACUGCCGCAGCCUCCCCAUAUGUCAUUGCAAUGGUGAACCUGGGUAUUGGCGGCCUUCCGCACCUCGUCAAUGCUUUGAUCUUCACCUCCAUCUUCUCCGCCGGAAACACCUAUACGUACUGUGCAACCCGAUCGCUUUACAGCUUGGCCCUGGAAGGUCGCGCUCCCCGCUUCCUACGCUACUGCAACAAGAACGGUGUCCCCAUCUAUUGCUUCUGCAUUGUGAUGCUCUUCCCGCUCCUUUCAUUCCUUCAGGUCGGAAGUGGUUCAGCUCAGGCGAUCACGUGGUUCGUCAAUCUGGUCACAGGAGGUGGCAUCAUUAGCUUCCUGAUCAUGUCCAUUACAUUCCUGAACUACUACAAGGCAUGUCAGGUCCAGGGCGUCGAUCGCAAGACGAUGCCCUACUACGGGUACUUUCAACCCUAUGGCGCGAUUUUCGCGCUCUGCGUGCAAAGUAUUGUCGUGAUCUUUUAUGGAUACAGCUCGUUCACGCCGUGGAGCGUCUCCAACUUCUUCUCCAACUAUACCAUGCAACUGCUGGCCCCCUGUCUUUUCUUCGGGUGGAAGAUCGUCAAGAGGACGCGCUACGUCCGACCGCAUGAGGUCGAUCUCGUCUGGGAACGUCCGGAAAUCGACGCCUACGAGAAUUCGAUUACCACACCCCCGGUGGGCUUCUGGGCUGAGAUGGGCCAACUCGUCGGCAUUCGCCGUAGAAAGAAGACGCAAGUUGAUGCUUAG